Molecule: messenger RNA, 7371 nt
Organism: Mugil cephalus (flathead mullet)
Lineage: Eukaryota; Metazoa; Chordata; Actinopteri; Mugiliformes; Mugilidae
Gene: stxbp5b
Product: syntaxin binding protein 5b (tomosyn)
Exons: 29
Coding region: 373-3942 (1189 amino acids)
Biological process (GO): regulation of protein secretion; regulation of exocytosis
Cellular component (GO): cytoplasm; SNARE complex; plasma membrane
Molecular function (GO): syntaxin binding; myosin II binding; GTPase activator activity
Source: RefSeq, a predicted model, not a curated record
CGCAGACUCAAUCCCCGCCGCAGCUCGCUGCGUUUCCGUAGCCAGUUCGCUACCCGCUGAGCCCUGGUUGGGGGAAAGCAGCUCACGGAAACGAUUGAUCCCGAUCGAAUAAAAAGCUGGCCACGUAAAUGGCGGAUUAAACACCGACAUCGGAAGGGACUCGCGGAAUCGAUGUGCGUGACUCGGGCGCUUUUUGGGGAGUGCGCUGGCAACACCCUCCGUAACAUGCGAGAUGUACACAGAAAGAAAUUAACUGUGCGUUAUUUCGGCUAGCUAGCUAGCGGCUAUCCCCCCCCCUCCUCUCCUCUCCGUCCAGUUUAUGGUGGCUCGCUUGAUCCGUUUUCUCACACGUCGCGUCCGUACCGGAGGAAAAUGAAGAAGUUUAACAUUAGGAAGGUGCUGGACGGCUUGACAGCGGCUUCCUCUUCCUCCUCCUCAUCCUCCGCCGCCACCUCUCAGCCCGGUGCUCCCAGGGAAAACGAUGUUGUCCAGGAGACUCUCCAGUCGGAGCAUUUCCAGCUUUGCAAGACUGUGCGUCAUGGCUUCCCGUAUCAACCGUCCUCGAUGGCUUUUGACCCCGUGCAGAAAAUCUUGGCCAUCGGGACUCAGACUGGAGCUUUGAGGCUGUUCGGCCGUGCGGGCGUGGAAUGCUACUGUCAGCACGAGAGCGGUGCCGCGGUCAUCCAGCUCCAGUUCCUGAUCAACGAGGGGGCGCUGGUGAGUGCCUUAGCUGAUGACAGCAUCCACCUGUGGAACCUGAGGCAAAAAAUUCCUGCUAUCCUGCAUUCCCUCAAAUUUAACAGGGAGAGAAUCACAUACUGCCACCUGCCCUUCCAGAGCAAAUGGCUGUACAUCGGCACGGAAAGAGGAAACAUCCACAUCGUCAACGUGGAGUGCUUCACUCUCUCAGGCUACGUCAUCAUGUGGAACAAAGCCAUCGAACUAUCCACCAAGACACACCCAGGGCCUGUUGUGCACAUCAGUGAUAACCCCAUGGAUGAGGGCAAGCUCCUGAUUGGAUUUGAGUGCGGGGUAGUGGUGUUGUGGGAUUUGAAGUCCAAAAAAGCUGACUACCGCUACAAUUAUGAUGAGGCAAUCCACUCAGUCGCCUGGCACCAUGAGGGUAAACAGUUUGUUUGCAGCCACUCCGAUGGCACUCUGACCACGUGGAAUGUACGAGCCCCGGCCAAGGCUGCACAGAUCAUCACGCCACAUGGGAAGCAGCCUAAAGAUGGAAAAAAGCCAGAACCAUGCAAGCCUAUCCUGAAAGUGGAGUACAAAACAACAAGGGCUGGGGACCCGUUCAUGGUCCUGUCUGGAGGCCUGUCUUACGAUACAGUGGGGAGGAGAGCCUGUCUGACUGUGAUGCAUGGGAAGAGCACUGCCGUCCUGGAGAUGGACUACCCCAUCGUAGAUUUCCUAACGCUGUGUGAAACUCCAUAUCCAAAUGACUUUCAGGAGCCUUACGCCGUGGUGGUCCUCCUCGAGAAGGAUUUAGUUGUAAUAGACCUCGGACAGAUUGGGUACCCGAUAUUUGAGAAUCCAUACCCUCUCACUGUCCACGAGUCACCAGUGACCUGCUGUGAGUAUUUUGCCGACUGCCCUGAUGAAAUUAUUCCUGCACUUUACUCGGUCGGCAGUCGGCAAAAGAGACAAGGUUUCAGCAAGAAGGAAUGGCCGAUUAGUGGGGGAAACUGGGGCCAAGGAACGCAGAGUUACCCAGAGAUUAUAAUCACCGGACAUGCUGAUGGAUCAAUCAAAUUUUGGGAUGCUUCUGCAUUAAUGCUCCAAGUGCUGUACAAGCUGAAGACUGCCAAGGUUUUUGAGAGGGCUCGCGGUAAGGAGGAGAAGGCAAACACGGACAUAGUGGACGAGGACCCGUUUGCCAUCCAGACAUUGUCCUGGUGUCCCGAGAGCAGGAUGCUGUGUGUGGCCGGCGUGUCGGCCCACGUUAUCAUCUACAGGUUCAGCAAACAGGAAGUCACCACUGAAGUUGUGCAGCUUUUAGAGGUGCGGAUGCAGUGUGACUUAAGUGACGUGGACUCCCCUGACCCGGGAGGGGAUCAGACCCCAACGCUGCCGACCCCGGGAGCUUCAUCCAGCCCUCAGGAGAGUGAGCCUCCCACUCAGCCCUCUACAGGCAGUAACUCCUCUGACGGACCCCGGGACAACAUACCGUGCCUACAGGUGCGGAGCUCCCCGCUGAAGCAGUCUCCGGGCUACCAGGUGGAGCUGGUGAUCCAGCUGGUGUGGGUGAGCGGGGAGCCGCCUCAGCAGAUCACCAGCCUGGCAGUCAAUUCCUCCUAUGGCCUUGUGGUGUUUGGAAACAGCAACGGUCUGGCUGUGGUGGACUACCUCCAGAAAACUCUGCUUCUCAACAUGGGCACGUCGGAGCUGCACAGCCCAUCUGACCCCUACCAGAGGCAGCCUCGCUCCCCGCGUAAAGCUCGGCAGCCCUCCGGAGCGCUGUGCGAUUCCAACGACGGGUCCAACGCCUCAGAGGACCGCUGCAAAUCACCUACUUCAGGAUCUACCUCACCCUGCAAUUCAGAUGAUGAACGAAAGCAGAAGUUCAUAGAGAAGGUGAAGUUCAAAAGCAGACGCUUUUCCAAGACGGUUGCCAAUGACUUUGCCAAGAUGUCGCGGAAAAUUAGCUCGUCUAGUGAGCAAAAGACAGACCAGGAGAAUAAGCGAUGGCGUUCUCUGACUUGUAAGAAGCGCCCUUGUGCAAAAGACUGCCAACUCGUGUCCCGGAUGAACCAGAAGUGGGGGAUCUGUAGAACUAAGUCAGAUCCAAACUGCUAUGCCAAGGAUAACUCAUUCACCCGUUCACGUAGCUCAAGUGUAACCAGCAUAGACAGGGAAUCUCGAGAGGCCAUCUCCUCCUUUUACUUCUGCGAGAGUUACCCCAGGAAGUCGGACAGCGCGCUCAGCCCCUGUCUGCUGGUGGGCACCACCCAUGGCUCUGUGAUGAUGGUGGCCCUCAGUCUGCCGCCGGGUGCGGACCAGAGGCUGCAGCAGCCGGUCGGCAUCGCCUCCUGCGGCACUCUGAUCAGACUCAAAGGAGGCAUUUUAACUAUGGCGCUGCUGGACGCUACUGGAACUCUGCUGCCCCCUCCCUACGAGUCAUGGUAUGACCCUAAUGCCUCGGAUGAAGAGAAGGAGAAGGGCCGGAGGCGCAGGCCAGGCUCCCCUCCCUCGUCGCAGGAGGGCACGGACACCCAGUUCGCCAUACUGUGUUCGGAGAAGCAGGCCAAGGUGGUGGCCUUGCCCUCCCAAACCCGCAUCUACAAACACAGCAUCACAGAAACCUCCUUCGUCCUCAGAGCCGACGUCGUGCAGAUGGCCGGAGCCAACUGCAUCGCCUGUUUCUGCGCUAACGGGCACAUAAUGACUCUCAGUUUGCCCAGUCUACGGCCUCUGCUGGACGUUAACUACCUGCCGCUGACAGACAUGCGGAUAGCGAGGACGUUCUGCUUCUCUAACCUGGGUCAGGCUCUGUACCUCACCUCGCCUACUGAGAUCCAGAGGAUCACCUACAGCCAGGAGACCUGUGACAACCUGCAGGAGAUGCUCAGCGAGUUAUUUACCCCUGUGGAGACGCCAGAGGCUCCAAACAGAGGUUUCUUCAAAGGGCUUUUUGGGGGAGGAGCUCAGUCUCUGGACAGGGAGGACCUCUUUGGUGAAACGUCUGCCGGUAAGGCCUCUCGUAGCCUGGCCCAGCACAUCCCCGGCCCAGGCGGCAUGGAGGGCAUGAAGGGCGCGGCGUCGGGGGUCGUGGGCGACCUCGCCCGGGCCAGGAUAGCCCUGGACGAGAGGGGGCAGAAGCUGGGGGAGCUGGAGGAGAGGACCGCGGCCAUGAUGUCCAGCGCGGAGUCCUUCUCCAAACACGCCCAUGAUAUGAUGCUGAAGUACAAAGAUAAAAAGUGGUACCAGCUCUGAUGGCAGCGUGUGGAUGGAGCUUCGGACUCUGUAAUCACGCACACCAGUAUCUCUGAGGAGGUUCCUCUUCUCUUCUCUAUUUCUCCCCACGGCGGGGGGGGUUCUGCUCAACGGAUUCUUUUUCUUUUACUUUUAUUUUUUUUUUGUGUGUUUCUCAGCACAAUAUCAUCACUCUGCAUUACCUCAGUCACCGGAGGACUGCCGCAGAGUACAGACUGGCCGACGCAGUGAUGAGAAUGGAGCGAAAUGGAAGAAGAGAAGCUCCGUGGGAAUCUCUCUUUCCAUUUCACCGAUGAUUUAACAUCAGAGCGACAGAGAGAGAGGGCACCUACCAUAUCCAUCAUGCACUCGUAUAUGUCACAUAUAUAUGUAUAUAUAUAUAUACACACACACACUUUGCUGUUUUGUUCUGAAAGAGGAAAGACAGUUCUGCAAAAAAACAAAAAAAACAAAUGGACUUGUGGUGGCCUGACUGCAAUUGUUCGUUUUGCUUCCUCUGCCCUUUAUGGUGUCUGCCAAACACAGUGGACUUAAAUGAGGAGAAAAGUCUGAUGACCCCAGGUCCUUCGAAUCUAAUCAAAGUUUCCGUCAGAAUGAUUUUGAAUCAAUGAAGGACUCCUUGUUCGUUUCAUGUUGUUUUUUUUUUUUGUUUUUUUCUAGUCUAAAUUAUUUUUUAGAGAUCGUCCUCUGCCCUUUGUCCGUCUUUUUUUUUUUUUUUUUUUUCAUUGUCAUUAUUUGUCCAGAAAGGGCCUUUCAAAGCACUUAAAACAGUAGAAGAACAAUGGACAGGGAGAUGAUGAAUCUGUUGCCUCUCACCGAAUAAGGGCUGGUAGUACGCUAGUUCAUCACCCACCGUACCUUUUACAGCGUUUUCCAAACCGGGUUGUUUUAGGCGAGAACUCGAUGUUCUCUGAGAGUCACUUUGGUUUUACUUUGAAAUUAUUUAUUGGGACAAGUAUAGAAGUGUGUAUGUUGGGCAUUAAAUUUGAUGCGCAAAAAAAAAAAAAAGCUAAAGAGUUUACAUUAAUGUGUCAGAGAAAGUGAGCCGAUACACUGGAAAUAGUCUCACAUCUAAUGAAGGAAGGAUGAUGAUGAUGAUGAUGAUGAUGAUGACCAUGUGUUCAUGGGCAACAUGAAUAUUGUCCUUAAUAUAAUUAGCAUAAAUGUAUAUUUUGGUUACGAAUUUAAGUAUUCUGUGACAGAAAUCGAUCUGUGUGUGAUUUAUUUUUCUGUCGUAGAUGAAGAAGUUUUUUUUUUUUUUUUUUUUUUGCCUCAUUUCUCAACAUGUAAGGAUUAAAGCAUGUGUCUCUUACAGCACAAUGGAGGUUCCGAUGCUGUCUUUGUAUUUGUAGCUGCCAGUAGACGUGACCAAGCACAACGGAAAGUGUUCCACGCUGGUCAUCUCUGAACCGUUCACUUAAAAAAACAAAAAAAAAAAAACACAAAACAGUUUCUCUUCUUGCCUUUUGCCUCAUGACGCAUAUAUGCUAACCUCUACCUACGUGUGCAUCUGUGUGUUCGUGAACAUACAUGUAUUCAGGAAUAUGUGUAUGGGCGCCGAUGUUUAUAAUACUGCAUAGAUACAGCGUAUUACAAUAGGUCUUUUGAGGUUUUUUUUUUUUUUGUUUGGUUUUGCUUGACAGUGUUUUUCAGUGUGAUUAACUAUUGUAAUUAGAUUUCUCUCUCUUUUUUUUAUUUUUAUUUUUUUUCUCCAUGAGGUGCAAGGAUAUGCUGCUAUUUGUGUCAAUAUAGGAGCAUUAUCUGUCGGUCUUUUAUUUUGAAAAAAAGAGAGACUUUGUCGGUCCAGAUUGCUGCCAAAUGUUGUAAAUAGCGCGACAGCUGGACACAAAUCUGACAGUGCAGGUUCAGGCAGUGUGACAUACUGUACGCUUUGCGGCCGUGUUCUUUUCCGACACCAAAGAGUUGCUUAAUUUCACAAAGUUGUCUUGAUUUUUUUCCCUCCCCCUCCUAAAUGACAUUAAGAGUCGGUCAGGAUCAUUUGACUAUUGCACUCUUGAGAAGUCUACUGUGCGUGAAGGGGAAAGUAGGAUUGGCUUUGCUUCUUCUUAAUGGGCGUGACUCAUUCAUCACUGUCCCCGAAACCGUUGUACACGUGUAAAGCGAAUCAGAAGAGUUUCAUUCCAAAGUGACAAAUCCACGAAAGAAGUAAACGGAGGCCGAGCGAAGGCACGGAGUCAUCAUUUUAAUUUUAUUUUUGGAUAUAAAAUCACACCAAAAAUGUUUUAUCUGAGCUGGAUAUGUCACAUUUUGGGAUAAAGCCCUUCUCUUUUAGAUGGCUGGUUUUAAUCUGCUGUAUACUACUGAGGUAAACCCAUUUGGAAGAGCAGUCAUGUGGGUUUUGCACUAUUUUUUGUACUUAAAAUAAUUUUGUUAAAAUAAUUUCAAUGUCUUUAUUCCUUCGUGUCCCAUUUUUCUUGUUUUUUGUUUUUAUUUUGUUUUUUUCAAAGGACCAAAACAUGACAGAACCUAUGCUUAUCUAUGUCGUUUGCCAAUUAUGCUGAUUGCUUCACUCUCAGAUUUGUUUUCAACGUCAGGUUAAUGAUACUAUGAUAUAUUUAUAUAUUUGAAAACAAAUAUAUAUAUACUUUUAAUUUCAAUAAUCUAUUAAAGAUGAAUACCUUUAAUGUCAUUUUGGGAUAGAACUACUCACGUUUAAUGUCCAAGCAAUGGUUGUGCAUAAUUAUCCAUCAUCCAGACAUGACAAUAAACAUUUUUCUGGUAUAUAUUGAACAUGCUCAUCUUGGAUUUAAGCUUUGCUACUGCAAGAGGAUCAUCUCCUUUCGGUGGGCCGCUGAGUCUUUCUACAAAAGUGUGGCCUCAACUUUAAAGUGCUUCAGUUUGCAACAUAUAUGUCCUAAAUGGUCUCUUAUUGCACAUUGAAGGAUGCAUGAUAUUAAGUGUUUACAAACUUGAAACAACCAUGUAUUAUCCCUCUUAGAGAUUGUCUGUCCUGGCAUUUGUAUUAACCACCAUGUUGAACAAAACUGAAGUUGUCGUCACACACCAGAAGCCCAUUUUCGUUUGAAACAUGCCAACUGUAUACGUGUGAGAGAUUAUAUUUAUUUUAUUGGUACAUCUGUUAAUGUUACUGUUUGCUUCAUUUAAAAAAAACUCUCGCUUCCCUCUGCGCUGUAGAAACGCGCCGAAGUCUAAGCUAAGCUCGCAGCGCCGUGCGGGAGAGCGCCGAGGGUUUUCCUCACUCGCCAUACUUCCAUCCAUCUGUCUUCUGGGAUGAAUAUCUGUGCAGUUGCAGUAUUUUCUCAUUGUAGGCAAUUUUUGUACAGUUUUAUUAAAAUAAAUUUCACAUGGAUGUCUGACUUAAUCUGCUGCCACAAACAAUUUAGACUGUAGAUACAGUAUAUAUAGAUAUUAUUGUGCAAUGGAAAAUAAAUGUAAAACCAAUCAUAA